AUGCUCCAGUCUCUCUUGACGUUGGUCGCUGCGGGUCUUACGGCUGCCGUCGCGGCGCCGUCCGCGGUUCUUCCGAGCGCCUGCUACUCGCCCUUUCACCUCGAUGUGUACCCGCUCAACGACCCGAGUCUCUUCAACUACACCACGCUCAGCACCGGUAUGCACGACGACUUUGCGCUCAUGCAGCCGCUCGUCCACGCUGUGCGGACGUACUACUCGUCGUACUAUGGCGUCGACGUGACGCCGAUCGCCGCGGCCCACAACGUCUCGCUCUAUCUCGGUGUCUACAUGACGUCCGAGGCCUGGUACAGCCACCAAGUCGAGGCUGCGAUCGUGGGGGCCGUCAACUACCCGGCGACCGUCAAGGCGAUUCUUGUUGGCAAUGAAAACGUCGUGCCGUACGGUAACUACACCACGUCGUACAUCACGAGCCAGAUGCAGUACAUCAAGUCCGAGGUUGCCCGGCGCUCGAACGGGACCGUCAACGUCCAGGUCGGGACCGUCCAACGCGUCUCCGAGUGGCUCAACGCCGAUAUCCGAGCCAAUAUGGUGGCGCUGGCGAAUGCGUCGGACGUCAUCGGCGUCAACAUCUACCCGUUCUUCAGUAGCGGGUACGACGUCAACAAGCCGGUAGCGAUCCUCGACGCUCUCUGGAACGAGAUGCUCAAGGUGUACCCAGCAUCAAAGCUGCGGCUGACGGAGACGGGGUACGCCACGGCCGGCAACAACCUCACGACGGUGACGCCAACCGUGGUGCCCAGCCUCGCGAGCGCAAUGGGCUUCUACAACGGCCUCGUUCAGUGGUCGCCGGCGGCUGGCGGCGGCGAAGCGUUUUGGUUCACGUUCUUUGAUCUGCGCGCGGACGACAAGACGCAACUCGAGCCGUUUGAGACGGGCAGCCAAAAGCAGCCAAUUUUCCCGUCGCCGUAA
Molecule: messenger RNA, 930 nt
Organism: Saprolegnia parasitica CBS 223.65
Lineage: Eukaryota; Oomycota; Saprolegniomycetes; Saprolegniales; Saprolegniaceae
Exons: 2
Coding region: 1-930 (309 amino acids)
Source: RefSeq, a predicted model, not a curated record